AUGAUAUUCAAGACCACCUCUAUCAUUGCCGCCUUUGCGGCCAUUGCUGUUGCCAACCCCACCGUCGGCUACGCUGGCUACUUCUAUGCUGGUUGUAACACAACCACUGUUGAUCUCACGAAUGCCUAUGCUGGAACUGCCAGCUGCGUUAACAUCGAGGACUUCCCCAUCAAGUCUUUCUCUGCCUAUAUUGAGUCUGGCGAAUGCGCCGACGGUACCACCGCUGUUCUCAGCACUUACACUGCCUCCGGCUGUGAUGAUACAACUUUGUAUCAGACUGUUGACGUUACCAGCGCUGAGCAAUGCUUCGAGAUUGAUACUACCUUUGUUAGCGUCAAGGCCGAGUGUGUCUGA
This is a messenger RNA of Penicillium malachiteum, 354 nucleotides long. RefSeq lists its product as uncharacterized. The record is from RefSeq and is a predicted model, not a curated record. NCBI's taxonomy places the organism in Eukaryota, Fungi, Ascomycota, Eurotiomycetes, Eurotiales, Aspergillaceae. The transcript has a single exon. Bases 1 to 354 code for a protein of 117 amino acids.